AUGAUAGAGCAAAAUGAACAAUAUUUGGUAACAUUACAUGCUAAACCAAACGAUAAAUCUAUACUAGCUACAUUCCAACAUUACUUAGAUAUGGAAACAUGGUUUCGAACAUUUACACAUUUGAUAUUUAUUGUACUUGAUAUAGACAAGAUGCAUCAUCGUGUACGUGAAUUAUUAUUAAAUGAACAAGAUUCAUUAUCAAGACAAAAUAUACAGCAUGCCGAAGUUUAUUAUUUUUCACGUGAACUUACAUGUCGAAAAGGAAUGAAGCCAUAUAUAAUUCUUAGAACUGUUAAUGCAGAUGUUGCACGUUCACAAUUAAAUAAGAACUUUUAUCAGUUUGUAUCUGUGCCACCAAAAAUUCGAGUAAUCGUUGGAGCAGCUGGUAUUGGUAAGUAUUAA
Didymodactylos carnosus is the source of this 402-nucleotide messenger RNA. NCBI's taxonomy places the organism in Eukaryota, Metazoa, Rotifera, Eurotatoria, Philodinida, Philodinidae. The record is from the annotation of a GenBank genome assembly.